AUGUCUCCAGGUCCCGUCGUCGACGCUUCCCCUGAGGUUGAGGCGGAGCAACAGGUUCCCCCAGUUGAUGACGCAACUCAGAAGAAGCAACCCCAACCGCAGGAUGACGAUGCUCCCGUUGUAGAGGACGUGAAGGAUGAUGACAAGGACGAAGGUGACGACGAUGAAGAUGACGAUGACGACGAUGACGACGACAAGGAAGACGGAACUCAAGGUGGUGCUGAGGGUUCAAAGCAGAGCAGAAGUGAGAAGAAAAGCCGAAAAGCAAUGUUGAAGCUGGGAUUAAAACCUGUUACUGGCGUUAGUAGGGUCACAAUCAAGAGAACAAAAAAUAUUCUUUUCUUCAUCUCAAAACCCGAUGUGUUCAAGAGUCCAAAUUCUGAGACCUACGUCAUAUUUGGGGAAGCAAAAAUAGAGGACUUGAGUUCUCAGUUGCAGACACAGGCUGCCCAACAGUUCAGGAUGCCAGACAUGGGAUCUGUUACAGCAAAACAAGAUCAAGAUGCCGCAGCUGCAGCAGCACAGCCUGAAGAAGAGGAGGAGGUUGAUGAAACUGGCCUUGUGCCCCACGAUAUUGAUUUGGUGAUGACACAGGCAGGAGUGUCAAGAAGCAAAGCCGUCAAGGCACUAAAGACUCACGACGGGGACAUUGUUGGAGCCAUCAUGGAACUCACUACUUAA
Messenger RNA from Sphenostylis stenocarpa, 681 nucleotides. The record is from the annotation of a GenBank genome assembly. NCBI's taxonomy places the organism in Eukaryota, Viridiplantae, Streptophyta, Magnoliopsida, Fabales, Fabaceae.